Misgurnus anguillicaudatus (oriental weatherfish) is the source of this 459-nucleotide messenger RNA. RefSeq names its product heat shock factor-binding protein 1-like protein 1. Gene Ontology annotation, biological process: cellular heat acclimation. Gene Ontology annotation, molecular function: transcription corepressor activity. Lineage: Eukaryota; Metazoa; Chordata; Actinopteri; Cypriniformes; Cobitidae. Gene Ontology annotation, cellular component: nucleus; cytosol. The record is from RefSeq and is a predicted model, not a curated record.
CUAAAGGGUUAAACAUGGACACGUAUCCCGCUUAUAUGCGAAAGAGGAAGCACAAACAAUCUGAGACUGUGCAAAGUUGUAAAGUCUUUGUAAGACGUGGAUAUAUGAUCCAAGAGUAGACAAAAACAGAGACUCAUAUAUCAAACACUCGUGCUGUUUUUUUUUUAAUAUAGAUAAAGUUGCUCGUAGUUGAAAAGGACAAAAACACUCGCUGGAAACAUCAACUGAACAGAAUUGAUGGCAGGGUCCGAAUCAAAAGCUGUCCAGGAUCUGACUGCAGUGAUGGAGACAACCAUGCAAACACUUCAAAGCAAGUUUCAGAACUUAUCUGACCAGAUUAUUUCUAAAAUGGAUGAGAUGGGCACGCGUAUAGAUGACCUGGAGAAGAAUGUUGCUGAUCUCAUGACACAAGCAGGAAUGGAAGAUCACAACCAAACAAAGCAAGAAUACAGACUUUGA